AUGUCCCUCGGGUCCAUCCACGGCACACGAUGCUCCGGCCAGAUGAGUGUCUUCUUCGCUAAGACGGCUCGCAUCUGGACUGCAAGGUUGUCCAUAAAAGUGGCUCCGCAAUUGACAUACGUAACGGGAAGCCCGCUGUCGUCGAAGAUCUUCUGCGCUAUCCGGUGCUCGACGGGUAGGGAGCCGGGACCAAGCUCAGGGGGGAUUUUAGACGAAGGGAAUUCCGGGAACACGCCCAUGAAGCGGAUUAUCUUCGGCAUAGUUGGCAACAACAACCUCGGCGUCUGGGAAGGAAGACUGAAGUUGCGCUUUCUUCGAGUCGUUGCUGGUGGCCAGACGCAGUUUAGUCGUGGGCGCUUCGCGGGCUAA
Colletotrichum aenigma is the source of this 369-nucleotide messenger RNA. RefSeq lists its product as uncharacterized. Lineage: Eukaryota; Fungi; Ascomycota; Sordariomycetes; Glomerellales; Glomerellaceae. The record is from RefSeq and is a predicted model, not a curated record. The coding region runs from base 1 to 369 and encodes 122 amino acids. The transcript has 2 exons.